UCUCUUGCAGUGCCCAGCCCCGCAUCGUGCUUUGGUCCCCCACAGGCAAGGGGCCAGGGAAGGGAGUGAUGGCUUGAAGUUAGCUUUGUCUUCAGGGCUCACCUACAGGGCCAGGCGAGCUCGGGAACUCCUGGCAACCCAGUGAGGUGGGACGGAGGCCAGCGCCCCACUGUGGAGCCAGGUGUCCAAGGUAGGGCUACAGCACUUCCCAGCAGGUGCACACAUUUCUGUCUGCCCGAGCCUCACCAUGCUGUCUCUUGAGAAACGCUUGUCAGCUGAACACGUCUGUGGAGGCUGCCAGAAGCUUCCGAAGGGUUCAGGUGGGCACUGCCUGUUUGUUUGUUUAUUUGAGUGAAGAGAGGGAGAGACAGACAGCGUCCAUCUGCUGGUUCACUCCCCAGAUGGCCACAACAUCCGGGGCUGGGCUAGGCCAAAGCGGAGCCUGACGCCGCCUCUGGGUCUCCCACAUGGGUACAGAGGUCCAGGGACAUAAGCCGUUUUCCACUGCUUUCCCAGAUACAACAUCAGGGAGCUGGAGCAGAAGUGGAGCAGCCGGGACUUGAACCAGCCGGUGCCACAGGUGGGGGUUUAACUCACUGUGCACAACAUUGGCCUCCACUUUUUUUUUUUUUUUUAAAGAAAUACAGGCUGUAUGCAAAUGUGGGGGGCGGGGAAGACUUCUGAAUAUGCAGUGGUCAUCUCUCCGAGCAGCAGGAGCUGCUCUCCCUCAAGAGCCAUGUGCCCCUGAUCCAGACAUGCGACAGGGAUGAACCUCCAAGCCGGGGUCACAGGGCCUCUCUGGCACACGGCCGAGCACAGCAGGGCCAGCUGCCUGUCACGUGAACACUCAGAAGCAGCAGCCUCCAGGUUGGAGGAUUCGUGGGGUGUGAGUGCCCGGGUGUCAACGCUGCCCCAUUUCACCGGCUCAACAUACGAGCUCCACCCACAUCUCUUGCCAGAGUCUUGAAAACCGAAUCUAGAACAGUCCUUUGUUGUCCUCUUAAAGCUUUGCUCAUCCUGUGUGGCCCGGGGAUGGACACGCCAGAGGGGUCAGUGAGGAGUGAGGCUGAUGGGAGUGGUGGGAACUGUGGAAAGGUGGCCACCAGAAGGGCCAUUUCCUGUUCUGCUCCAACAGAGAGGCCCUGUGAGGCUGUGGGCCCAACACUCCCAGAGCGUGCGUGUUUUCAAAGGAAGUCAGAAAUCUGGAGUUUUUAAGUGAGGCUCCCCACAAUGUUUCACUGCUAGCAAAUGGUUAUUUUUAGAAGCAAUAGCAGCCAAGUGAAACAGCACCAGCCCCUCGCUUGCAGCCUGUGGUUCACUGUCCUUCCCACCUGAGUCUCGGCUCCACGGGGACACACCGUGCCUCUGCUCCCACAGUGGACCAAACAGGAACAGAGGCAGAGGAUGCCUCUCCCAACAGAGCACCAGAGCCAGGAAGAAUGUUCUAGCAAGGACCUGAUGCCCUCUCCCACACCUGCUGGGAAUUUCUCCAUUUCCCUUUAAGUGCUGCUCCCAGGAUGCACUGGGGCUCAUUAUUGCCAGCGUGAAGCCUCACAAUGGCCAGGGCGGCCCUGGCUCAGGGCCUCUGUGACAUCACCAAACAGCCCAGCACCAGGCACCCCGGUCUCCCAGUUGAGAGGGCAAACCACCCCACCAUGAGCAACUUCCUCCCCCAUCUCUGCCCACCAUGCGGACGCUGAAAUGGAUCCUGUUCUUACCUUUGUGCCUCUCCUGCGGCUGUGCCUUUAUGUUCUCUUCUCUGAGAGAGAAGGCCAAAGACCCCCAGGGAAAGGUGCCUUGCGGAGGGCACUUCCGGAUUAGGCAGAAUCUACCAGAGCACGCCCAAGGCUGGCUUGGGAGCAAGUGGCUCUGGCUCUUGUUUGUUGUUGUGCUGUACGUUAUACUCAAGUUUCGAGGAGACAGUGAGAAGAACAAGGAGCAGAAUCCUAGCCUUCGAGGCUGUACAUUUCGCUCUCCAAUGAGGAGAAAUCAAAAUACUUCCCCCAACAAAGACUAUGCAUUCAAUACCUUGACUCAGCUCGAGAUGGACCUUGUGAAAUUUGUGUCCAAAGUGCGGAAUCUUAAAGUCGCCAUGGCAACUAGCAAUAACCUCAAGCUCCAAAGCUUAGAGGCACCCGCUGACCCACAGAACAACAUCACGAUUUAUGAAAUAUGGGGAGAAGAGGAUGAGUGAACAGAUUCGUGUGUCAAAGUAGGAGAGAAGAACUGGAGUGUUGACAAACAGUAUGCAAACUAAUAAAACUAUU
Molecule: messenger RNA, 2267 nt
Organism: Lepus europaeus (European hare)
Lineage: Eukaryota; Metazoa; Chordata; Mammalia; Lagomorpha; Leporidae
Product: protein FAM209-like
Exons: 2
Coding region: 1688-2194 (168 amino acids)
Source: RefSeq, a predicted model, not a curated record